Haemonchus placei is the source of this 1371-nucleotide messenger RNA. The record is from the annotation of a GenBank genome assembly. Lineage: Eukaryota; Metazoa; Nematoda; Chromadorea; Rhabditida; Trichostrongylidae.
AUGAUGGGUUGUCCUUUUAGCCCAGAGGUUCUUGAAUUUAUUGUAACGAGACAACGGUUCGAACUCAUUCGUAUUAAUCAUAAGAAACUUGGACCCUUCCCCAUAGACGAUGACAUUCUCGCCAAGCUCACUGCUUCCGAAUUCAUCAUCGAUGCUGAAACCAGGAUAACUGUCGACGGUAUCAAAUCUUUCCUUGGGGUGAAGAUCUCACAAUACUGUGAGCAUUACGUCAGUAUUCUUCUGAAGGAUGCUGAGUACGUGGCUAUUCAUGGAGUCGACGCCGUAGUUGAGCAACGUACUAAAGCGAGCAUGGCAUGCGAUGUGGCCUUGAAAAGACUGCCUGGAAGCAAGAAUGACAUCGAACCUUCUAUUCGAAAUUCUCAUGAAGAAGGAGCAGCCAGAUAUUCAGAUAGAACUGCUAUAAACAAGAACCAGCAGAUUGCUACGGAAAGUAAUGAUUGCAAGUUAAACGCAGCAUCCGAGGAACUGACCGAUCUCUCACUGAGCCACCCGACGGACUAUUUUCCUUGGAAUCGGCUGCCAAGGGAGCUACAAGUGGAAAUUCUGCGACAUCUUACUCGUUCCGAUCUUGAUAAAUGUCGUGUGCUGAAUCGGGAGACGUUCCAGCUCAUUCGACGCAACGAGGAAUCGAUGAAGAGAAGAAUCGUCGAAUACUUGCAGAUUCGAAUUUAUUAUACUGACAGGGAUCUGAGCAUGCUCUAUCGAGGACAACAGCGAACUCGUUACGAUUUUGAGCAUGCCCUACAAGAUCUUCAGAACGCGUUUUCUCCAUGGGAUUGUUGUAGUCUAUCGAAGCUCCUCAAAAAUGCCACAAUUCAACACCUGGAAAUAGGAAAUGGGGAUCUGACAAACAAUGUUCUGUGGCCGAUUUCUUCAUGUUUCCUGAAUAUGGACUGUCGAGUGCAGAAGUUGUCAAUAAGAGAUACAUCAGUUGUUGACGUUUCUUCUUCUGUUUUUCUUGAGUUUCUUCGGAACGCCGCUCCAACGCAUAUAGAAUUCUUCAGAAUCAGCGGCUGUUCGUGUGAUAAUUUCAGCUCAGAGGUUCUCGAAUUUAUUGUUACAAGACCAAAAUUCGAGCUGUGGUCUGUUGGACCUGAGCCCUUCCCAAUAGACGAUGACAUUCUCGCCAAGCUCACUGCUUCCGAAUUCAUCAUCGAUGUUACUACCAAGAUAACUGUCGACGGUAUCACGUCUUUCGUUGGGGGAUUGGCAAGCGGGAAACAUGAGCUGGUUCGCGGGCGAAUGAGAAUUUGUAUUUCCCUUGGAUCAUUGCCAUUUUCCACACCUUCGAACAUCAAGGCGUUCUAUGAUGGUUGUACGUUAACGCUAUGGCAUAUUAUGACAAUAUGA